This is a messenger RNA of Microthlaspi erraticum, 1725 nucleotides long. The record is from the annotation of a GenBank genome assembly. NCBI's taxonomy places the organism in Eukaryota, Viridiplantae, Streptophyta, Magnoliopsida, Brassicales, Brassicaceae.
AUGAUGAUGUUCAACGAGAUGGGAAUGUACGGAAACAUGGAUUUCUUCUCCUCCACACCUCUCGGAGAAAUCGACAUGUGUCCACUGCCACAAGCUGAGCAAGAUCAUCCAUCUGUCGAAGACGAUUACACAGACGACGAGAUCGACGUGGACGAGCUCGAGAGAAGGAUGUGGAGAGACAAAAUGCGUCUGAAACGUCUCAAGGAGCAGCAGAGCAAGUGCAAAGAAGGAGGAGGCGUCGACGCUUCUAAGCAGAGACAGUCACAAGAGCAAGCAAGGAGGAAGAAGAUGUCAAGAGCGCAAGACGGGAUCUUGAAGUACAUGUUGAAGAUGAUGGAAGUCUGUAAAGCUCAGGGCUUUGUCUACGGCAUCAUCCCUGAGAAAGGGAAGCCGGUGACCGGCGCUUCCGAUAACCUCCGGGAAUGGUGGAAAGAUAAAGUCAGGUUCGACCGUAACGGUCCGGCCGCGAUUGCGAAGUACCAGUCGGAGAACAACGUCGGAGGAGGGAGUAGCGUAGGGAACAGUUUGGUCGGACCGACGCCGCACACGCUUCAGGAGCUUCAAGACACGACUCUCGGCUCGCUUUUGUCGGCGUUGAUGCAGCAUUGCGACCCUCCGCAGAGGCGGUUUCCGUUGGAGAAGGGUGUCUCUCCGCCGUGGUGGCCGAACGGGAAAGAGGAGUGGUGGUUUCAGCUUGGCUUGCCUAGUGAGCAAGGUCCUCCUCCGUACAAGAAGCCUCACGACUUGAAGAAAGCUUGGAAAGUGGGUGUUUUGACGGCGGUGAUCAAGCACAUGUCGCCUGAUAUUGCGAAGAUACGGAAGCUUGUGAGGCAAUCCAAGUGCUUGCAGGAUAAGAUGACUGCGAAAGAGAGUGCCACUUGGCUUGCUAUUAUCAACCAAGAAGAGGUUGUGGCUCGGGAGCUUUAUCCCGAGUCUUGUCCUCUUCUUGAUUGUUCUUCAGUGGGGAGUGGAUCGCUUCUUGUUAAUGAUUGUAGCGAGUAUGAUGUUGAGGUUUUGGAGCAAGAAGAAGAGAGAAAACCGGAGAUAGUGAUGAUGAAUCAUCCUCCAACAAGCUUUAGCACCAAAACGCAGCCACAUUUUACUGUCAAAGAGGAAGUCACCGCCACCGGGAACUUUGAGUUCGUGAGGAAGAGGAAGCAGAACAACGAUGUGAAUGUUAUGGUGAUGGAGAGACAAAGCUUCACCUGUGAGAAUGGUCAGUGUCCUCACAGCAAGACCAGUCUUGGAUUCCAGAACAGGCUGUCAAGAGACAAUCACCAAAUGGUUUGUCCAUAUGGAAAGUUUCAUAUGAGUGAAGUGAAGCCAGUAGCUCAAUCUUUCACUCAGUCAGUCCAACCGGUGGAUCUAUCAGGGUUUGGAGUAUCGGAGAAUGGUCAGAAGAUGAUCAGUGAGCUAAUGGCAAUGUAUGACAGAAAUGUUCCAAACCAAAGCAUGACCAUUGAUGCAAAAGCAGCAGCUCAGAGUCUUCAAGAACAGCAGAUGAUGAUGAGUUUCAACCGGAGUCAGAUGUUUAUGCAACAAGGGAACAAUGGUGUUAAGCUUGAUAAUCAUCAUAAUAACAAUCAGUUUCAGAUGGUGUUUGAUUCGACACCGUUUGAUAUGGCUUCGUUUGAGUACAGUCACAGAGAUGAUUGGCAAGCUGGAGUGAUGGAAGGAAUUGGGAAGCAGCAGCAGCAGCAAGAUGUAUCAUCAAUAUGGUUUUGA